Molecule: messenger RNA, 573 nt
Organism: Plasmodium gallinaceum
Lineage: Eukaryota; Apicomplexa; Aconoidasida; Haemosporida; Plasmodiidae
Product: conserved Plasmodium protein, unknown function
Exons: 1
Coding region: 1-573 (190 amino acids)
Biological process (GO): nucleotide-excision repair; double-strand break repair via homologous recombination; DNA replication
Cellular component (GO): DNA replication factor A complex; chromosome, telomeric region; site of double-strand break
Source: RefSeq, a predicted model, not a curated record
AUGUCUGGUUUAUUAACUAAUUUAAAUAUCGAAAGUGGUUAUUUUAAUGAAGAAUUAAAAGAAGAAACAAAUGAAUCAAAUUUUAUGUAUACUAACAUUAGUAUGUUAAUAAGAGCCUAUAAAAAGGAUAGAAAUAAAUUGAUGCUUUUAAAUAAAAAAUUGAAUCUAAUUAAAAUAGUUGGAUUUGUUAUAAAUAUUGAAGAAAAAAAAGAAUUCAUAGUUUACACAAUUGAUGAUACAACUGGUUAUAUAAAAGCAAAAUUACUAUUAACAUAUUCAUUAAAUUCUUAUAAUGAAAAGAAAGAAGAUAUAAAAAUUAAUGAUCUAAUACAGAUAUUUGGUCUUUGUAAUACUGUUAGUAUUAACGAAGAUUUAACUAUUUCAAUAAGCUCAAUUAACAAAUUAAAUUCUUUUAAUUAUUUGUGCCAUCAUCAUCUAUUAGUUUUUCAUAAUUAUUUAAAAUAUACAGAAAACGAGAAAAAAAGUUUGACUGAUAAGACAAAAAAUGAAUAUGAUGAAAAUGCUUCCGUAAAAAAUAAUGAUAAUCCUUUUUUUAAUUCCUUUUUUUAUUAA